Messenger RNA from Triticum turgidum subsp. durum (durum wheat), 1113 nucleotides. The record is from the annotation of a GenBank genome assembly. NCBI's taxonomy places the organism in Eukaryota, Viridiplantae, Streptophyta, Magnoliopsida, Poales, Poaceae.
AUGGCGUCGUCGCUGGACGCGCCCAACCUCGACGAUUACCUCACCGCGGACUCGCUCCCGCAGGAACCCCCGAGGAGUCUCACCCUGCGCGAUCUGCUGGACAUCUCGCCAGUGCUCACCGAGGCCGCGGGCGCCAUCGUCGAUGAUUCAUUCACACGUUGCUUUAAGUCAAAUUCUCCGGAGCCAUGGAACUGGAACAUCUAUUUGUUCCCAUUAUGGUGCUUGGGAGCAGUCAUAAGAUAUGGACUACUGUUUCCGCUAAGGUUCUUAACACUUAUACUAGGAUGGAUGGCCUUCUUUACUGCCUUUUUUCCUGUGCGUUUCCUAAUGAACGGGAAAAAUAGGCUAAAAAGUAAAAUAGAGAGAAAGCUGGUUGAAAUGAUGUGCAGUGUUUUUGUUGCUUCUUGGACUGGAGUGAUCAAGUACCAUGGACCACGCCCAAGCUCACGCCCUUAUCAGGUAUUUGUUGCAAACCAUACAUCGAUGAUAGAUUUUAUUAUUCUGGAGCAGAUGACAGCAUUUGCUGUCAUCAUGCAAAAGCAUCCUGGAUGGGUUGGAUUUAUUCAGAAGACUAUUCUGGAAAGUGUGGGUUGCAUCUGGUUUAACCGUAAUGAUCUCAAGGAUCGUGAAGUAGUUGGAAGAAAGUUACGUGAUCAUGUUCAGCAUCCAGACAACAAUCCUCUCUUGAUUUUCCCAGAAGGAACUUGUGUUAAUAAUCAGUACACUGUGAUGUUCAAGAAGGGUGCUUUUGAGCUUGGCUGUGCUGUAUGUCCAAUAGCUAUCAAAUAUAAUAAAAUAUUUGUUGACGCCUUCUGGAAUAGUAAGAAGCAAUCUUUUACAAUGCAUUUGGUUCGUCUUAUGACAUCAUGGGCUGUUGUUUGUGAUGUUUGGUUCUUGGAACCUCAGUAUCUCAGGGAAGGGGAGACAGCGAUAGAAUUUACUGAAAGAGUGAGGGAUAUGAUAGCUGCUCGGGCUGGUCUUAAGAAGGUUCCAUGGGAUGGCUAUCUGAAACAUAACCGCCCUAGCCCCAAACAUACCGAGGAAAUCUGUGCUGAGGAGACUAGAGGAAAACUAAAUAGCUAUCAAUCAACUCAGGUUCUCCUGGUUAGUUGA